GAUGACAUGAAAAACAAUAGAGGAGUUUAUUGUUAGCCAGUCACGCCGGAGGGGAAAAUACGUGAAAUAUAAUACUUUAUUUCAUAACAGCUAGAGAUCCAUCGAGAUGGCAUGAUAAAACAAAGAACGGACUGUAAUCUGAUUUGACAGUCAAAUUAAAGUAUCGCUGGAGCCAUUUUUGUUUGCAUGUCCGCUAUAAACCCUGGUGUGAAAACUGGCUUUCUCACUGGACGGCUGUUGUUUUUGGCCAUUUUGCUGCUGUGAAGGUUCACUGAUGUGCAUGAAGAAAACACAGGGUCAAGAUGUGGGUCUUCAUAUUUCUCUACAUACUGAGUCUAAACAGUCAGGCCUCUGCAACAAAGAACUCAACGCAGAUAUAUUACGCUAAACUGAUAAUAGACAGAAGUGCAAUUGAAAUAAUCAGUUCGAACCUGAGCUUUUAUGUGAAAGACAACAACGUGAGCAUCGACAACGUUAGAAUGACAACAAAAUGUGACAAAAACAACGGUAGUAAAACAUGUAGAUGCGAACAUGGCCACAAAUGGAGUGAUGAAGUUCUUCUCAAAGAGGGUUGUGAUGGGAAUAACUGUACCCUCAAGGCUGACUCUAAUUCAAUGUGCACUUUAAACACUACAGUUGAUAUCACGGGGAGAUUCAAACUGGACGGAAAUAACUAUACUGAUUGUCUGACAGAUAAGGCCUCAUCCAAAUAUAUUACCUGUCAUGCACUUCUGUUAAAACAGAUGAAAACCUUAUACAGUAAAAUAAGAGGAUUUGACAGUCUGGCAAUAAUACAAUUCAGUCUCGGGAGCAUUAUUGUUGAUUUUACAAUGAAGAUCGUCUCUGACGUUAGUUCGGGAGAACUGUUUAGUAAAUCUACAAACCUGACAGAAACUCUAAGAGGCAGUAUGACUUUGGAGACAAAAGGCAUUGUCAAUUUGGAAGUAUCAAAGGCAUCAGUGCCGUAUGACAACGAAACUGUUGUUACUUGUAAAACUGAGAGAGAGCUUAAAGCCCAACCACAGUGGAACCUGAAUAGAAAAGAUGGAUCGUUUCUCAUAACUAAUGGCAGCAUCUCAACAGUACAAAUUAAAGAAAAAGAAAGUUCAGUCACGAUUCAACAUGUUAACGAACUCUGGCAAGGAGAGUACGUAUGUCUUUUUGUUGAAAAAGAAGGUCAAAUAACCAUAAACCAUAAAGCCAAUGAUACAAUGGAUGUAUGCCUCAAACCAAAGAUCGACAUUUCCGCAGAUCCGGCAUUUCCCUUGUGUAAGACAGAAGAUAGUGUUCUUUAUGUGAUCGUGAAAUGUGAGAUAAAGAAUACCACCGAAAAAUACAAUGUGAGCUGGCAAGAAGGUGCCAUUGUAUUACCCAUGACUACAGACAAAGACAAACUGAUUUAUUCAGCUAAAAUAAUAGUUAACUGUAAGAAAGACCAGGGGAAUUCUUCUUCAGGUUCUCCAAAGGCAUAUUGCGACUUUACUAAUGAGUGCAACCAAGUCAAAAAGGAACCUUUGACGGUCGAAGUCAUUUAUUCUCAGGAUCAAUAUUGUUCAGCAGAAGGUGAAUGGGGAAACACCAAGGCCAACUUUACUGCAGAAAUAAAAUGCCAGGAUAAAGCUGGAACAAGAGAGCGAAAGUGUUCACCUGGGGUAAAAGGCCGGGAAGGGAUAUGGGGUGACGAGGUUUCAAAAUGUGUUGAACAGGACCUCGCUAAUGUGCUGGAAAGUGCUACAAUUAGUGACAUUGGACUUGGUAUACUGGCUACAAAUGCUGCAAUAGUAUUUGAACGCUUUGUGAAUGUCACAAAGACAUCAAAAUUACCUGGUUAUGCUAACAUAAAUACAUCGGUCGCAGUACUUAGCACCAUGGAUAGAAAGUUAAAUGGCAGUGUUUUUACAAAUGAGACAGCAAUAGAAAAUUUUCUAUUCUCAUCCAGUCAUUUGCUGAAUAAAAGUCUUGAAGACUCGUGGAAUAAAGAUAACACUGACAACACUUCAAUGGCUGAGAAAUUCAUGCUUUCUGUUGAGAAUUUAAUUAAAAUAUCAAAUAUGACAGUGGGGACUAGCAAAGAAAAUCUGCAAGUGGAUGUGUGCAAUAGCACCAACUGCAACAUCACCGUUUUCAAUGUUUCAGUUUUUCUUCCAGGUGGAGUGAAUGUGAAAACAGCUGCAUUCAAACAACUGGAUAAAUAUUUGCCCAAUCUUGACAAUAAAUCAGAGGUCAACAGUAUCAUUGUAUCCACAACUGCAGAUAGCUAUAGUGACAUUACCCUAGACUUUGAAAUGAUCAAGCCAAGACCUCGUAAUGUUGAGCUAAAAUGUGUGUUUUGGGACAAUAAAAAACAUGUGUUUUCAUCAGACGGAUGUAAAUGGGCGGGUCCCUCUAAGGAGGGCCGCUGCACAUGUGAUCAUCUUUCCUCGUUUGCAUUGCUACUGUCCAAGGAGCCCCUGGACGUCCCUGGUUUGACUUAUCUAACUUAUGCAGCUCUGUCAUUAUCAGUGUUGUCACUCAUUGUCACUCUUGUAAUAGAACUGAUAGUCUGGAGCGAUGUAGUCAAGACGAGUACACUAUAUUUACGUCACACUGCCCAUGUGAACAUUUGUCUGUGCUUGCUGAUCGGUAACCUCUGCUUUUUGGCAUCUUCUUCCAACCCAGAGAAUAUUUCAGACCUCUGGUGUCGAACCUCUGCGGUGCUGAAGCAUUUCUGCUAUCUGGCUAUGUUCUUUUGGACGUUUUGUUUGAGCGCCACACUUCUUCAUCAGGCAGUGUUUUUGUUCCACAAAGUGAGCAAGGCAAACUAUCUGAGGUUCUCGUUGGUUGUAGGCUACGCCAUCCCCUUGAUCAUAGUCUUUGUCACAUUUCUUACCUGCAACGGUGGAGCUGAGGGGGUAUAUUACUUGGAGAAGACCUGCUGGCUGGUUUAUGGCGGACUGUUUAAAGGCACUUUUUAUACGUUUAUCAUUCCAGUUGGAGCAAUUGUUUUCAUUAAUGUGUUCUCAAUGCUUGUGGUCAUCAUGAAGCUCAUAAGCCACCACUCAGAAAUACACCAAAAAACUGACAUCUCACCAGAAAAGGAGAAAGCAGCAGCCAAAACUGUUGUGAGAUCCAUUAUCCUACUGACCCCGAUUUUUGGUGUGACGUGGAUCUUUGGAUUUGCCAUUUUGAUUUUUGAUCUCACAAGCGGACCCGCAGCAUAUGCAUUCGAAUACAUCUUCACCGUACUCAAUGGAUUCCAGGGCUUCUUCAUUUUGUUGACCACAUGCUUCUUAGACAGAAUGACUCGUGAGGCUCUACUGAAACACAUUAAGAAGAAAGCUCCAGCAUCUAGUGUCAGUGAAAGCACCUCAAAGUCAGAGUCAACAUGGAAGAAAUGAAACCAUUUUCAUCAACAUGUAAAACUAGUAUCACUACUAUCACAUUUAUGUGCCAUUGAAAAUAAAUGUACAGUGUGCAUUCACUUUUUACUGAAGCCAAGAGUGGAUGUUUUCCGCGUGUACUUUUUUCCCAAACGUUUUCUCGAGAUAACCAGUUAAUGUUCCAUUUCCUGGAAAUAACAAUAUACUGUAAUUUCCCAUUGGUUUUCUGGAGAUAGAGUUAAUUUCCUGAUGAUUUUCUUGAAACCAGUUCAUUUCAUCAAUGGUUCUCUCAAGACGAAUUCAUUUCCUGAUGGUUUUCAUGGGAUAACAAGUUAAUCUCAAUAAAACAAACUUUGCUUGUGCCGUUGUGCAAAUACAUGUGGCAUGUAUUUGAAGGAUGGAAUCAGGUUUAACACACACCAGUCAUCUUGUGAUCAUCUCGAGAUCAUGAGAUGAUUGGAUCAGAAAUGGUUUUCUCGAGAAAACCACUGGGAGAAAGCACAUGCUGAAAACGUUCACUCUCGACUUCCAUAUCUUUUUAAUGUGAUUGUUUAUUAAUAUUAUUAGUAAAAUUAUAAGUGUAUAGUUAAUUAUUUUUAGCCUCUUUGUGUUACCUUUUGCAUGAACUUGUUCUGUAUGCACCUUUAGGAUUUAAUGAGUUAACUCAGCUUACACAAAUACCAGCUGUGAUCAGAGUCACAUUGAAUUAUUCAAGUUUUAGUUGGUAUAUUU
This is a messenger RNA of Xiphophorus couchianus (Monterrey platyfish), 4091 nucleotides long. RefSeq names its product adhesion G protein-coupled receptor F3a (gene adgrf3a). The transcript has 19 exons. Gene Ontology annotation, biological process: adenylate cyclase-activating G protein-coupled receptor signaling pathway; cell surface receptor signaling pathway. Gene Ontology annotation, cellular component: membrane. Lineage: Eukaryota; Metazoa; Chordata; Actinopteri; Cyprinodontiformes; Poeciliidae. The coding region runs from base 303 to 3377 and encodes 1024 amino acids. Gene Ontology annotation, molecular function: G protein-coupled receptor activity. The record is from RefSeq and is a predicted model, not a curated record.